ACAGGUUCUAAGAAUUAUUCAGUCCUGCUACCAGUACAACUAGUUCAGAAAUCAUCCACUUUGGUGUGGGGAAAAUACAGUAUGUGGGAGCUACUCCCACCAAAAGACUCCUAAAGUUUUAUAUCACUUUGUCUCCAAGUCCCAUAAUGGGUCCUCUCAGGACUUCUGAUGUAAUGAUUCUGCCAGUCACUGCUGGCAACUUGUGAUAAAGGGACCAAAGUGAUUAUUCUUCUUCUGGUUCCCCACAUUUAGUUUCAGUGAGAUGUUGAAGAUACUUCAGACUAUAAUUGGUGCUAUCUCAAGGUCAUGAAACAACAGUCCGAACUUUGUACGACUUUGUCAACUGACUUUUUCUCCCCUUUAGGAUCUUGGUGAUGAAGGAGGCCUUAGUCGACAAUUACUGACAUCUGUCCGAUCCAUCAGAUCCUUGGUGUUAAUGCCACGCCAUUGAAUUAACUAAUUAGUGUCCCCAGAUUCUUCUCCUCUGUUGUCACAUGUGAAGACAUUAGAUGAGGACUUGAGGAGCUUGACUGAAGUCUAUUGUUACACUGCUGCUGCUGCUGCACCUGCGCUUCUCUGCAGCCGUACAUGUAAAGUUCACUUCUUCCAAUUACCUGACACUUCUUUGAAUGGAAAACACAGAAAAUGUCACUUGGUGAGUCCUGGAGACGGUGUUUUUGAGGAGCAGCACUUCUAUGGCAGAAAGUGCAUUUAAGCGUUUGCCCAGAGGCGCACACGCUCUCAAACAGACCAAUGAGAUCAUCCGUGUUAUAAAUACCCGCUGCAGGGGGAUCCGGUCCAUAGACCCCAGUUGAGCGACGGUGCUGCUGCUCAGGAGGUGCAACUGUCAACAUGCUGGAGAAGGAGAGAGGAGAAGGAGAAGAUAUGUGACGAUAAGAGCUUCUGCAGUGGGAGAAAUGAAUGUUUCGUUUUAUCUUCUCAUCAGUUUAACUCCGUGGAUCAUCUAUGCAACAACUGGGGGUGUAGGAGCAGAAGGAGAAGAAGCCACAGGAGUCUUACUGAGAGAAAAAGGCGCAGGAGUUGGACGCAGAACCUGCAGACUUUACUGCAGAGUCGGGAUCGGUUUCCAUCUGCAGAUUUAUCCUGAUGGGAAAGUGAACGGAAGUCACGAGGCCAACAGGCUGAGUAUCCUAGAGCUCAUCGCUGUGUCUCAGGGCAUCAUUGGGAUCAGAGGUGUCUACAGUAACAGAUUUUUGGCCAUGAAUAAAAGAGGACGACUACAUGCUACUGAAGUUUUCACAGAUGAAUGUAAAUUCAGAGAACGUUUUCAGGAGAACAGCUUCAACACCUACGCCUCAGUCAUUCACCGGAGCCAACACAACGGACGGGACUGGUUUGUCGCCCUGAACAAGAGAGGCAAAGCUAAGAUGGGCUCCAGCCCAAGGGUCAAAGCCCAGCACAUUUCCACCCACUUCCUCCCUAGGGUGCAUGUUCAUGAAGUGAGGUCCCAGCAUGUUGGUUUUACCUUCACAAACAGAAGCAAAGACAGGAGGAAGCUGAUGACACAGACAUCCAAACCUGCAGUUGUGAAGGCAAACGUUCAUGCAGGCAUGACACAGAGACAGAUACAAGUUAAGUACUGGCCGAAAUACCGGUUUGGAUAACACUGAGAGAGUUAGAGAGUGCUUCACUUGUUGUGAUCUAUGCAGUUUUUCUUUUGUUUUGUUUUUGCACAAUACCAAAAUCUGAAAUAUCUAAGUGGGUAAAAAAGCACACACUUUGUUCCAUUUCAUGUACAUACUGUAUGUACCUAUCUAUUUAAACAGGUAUAUUUUAUGAUGGAUAUUAUUUUAUUUAUUAUAUAUGUAUAUUUAAA
Molecule: messenger RNA, 1837 nt
Organism: Cynoglossus semilaevis (tongue sole)
Lineage: Eukaryota; Metazoa; Chordata; Actinopteri; Pleuronectiformes; Cynoglossidae
Gene: fgf5
Product: fibroblast growth factor 5
Exons: 4
Coding region: 918-1625 (235 amino acids)
Molecular function (GO): growth factor activity
Source: RefSeq, a predicted model, not a curated record